Daucus carota subsp. sativus is the source of this 1470-nucleotide messenger RNA. RefSeq lists its product as uncharacterized. The transcript has a single exon. NCBI's taxonomy places the organism in Eukaryota, Viridiplantae, Streptophyta, Magnoliopsida, Apiales, Apiaceae. The coding region runs from base 1 to 1470 and encodes 489 amino acids. The record is from RefSeq and is a predicted model, not a curated record. Gene Ontology annotation, molecular function: RNA-DNA hybrid ribonuclease activity; nucleic acid binding. Gene Ontology annotation, biological process: DNA integration.
AUGGUUCUCAGUAAACCAGAGUUGACGGGAAGAAUGACAAAGUGGGCUAUACGACUCAGCACAUAUGACAUCGUUUAUGACGCAAGGACGGCUAUCAUAUCUCAGGCUUUGGCAGACUUUGUGGUGGACUUCAGUCCAAGCCAACUACAACAAGCCGAAGAGGAAUAUAGGCAGGUCAUGAUGAAGGCAGAAAUUCUAUCUUGGUCGUUGUAUACUGAUGGAACAUCAAAUGUAAACGUGACAGGACUGGGGCUUGUACUUGAGUCGCCACAGGGGGAUACAAUAGCAUAUUCCAUCUGCUGUGAAUUUAAAGCUACAAACAAUGAGGCCGAAUAUGAGGCAUUGAUCAUUGGGCUGACGACUGCAUAUGAUCUCGACAUAAAGAACAUUGACGUCUUCUGUGAUUCCCUUUUGAUUGUCAAUCACAUUAACGACACUUAUGAGGCGAAAGAUAGCAAGAUGGUGACCUACCUCGAAGUGGUCAGGGGCUUACAAAGAAAAUUCGAUACUUUCAACAUACAACAAGUGUCAAGGGAACUCAACACACAGGCAGACGCAUUGGCAGGACUUGGUGAUGUCUUCAAAAACUUCAACGCGACGAGUAUACCUAUUGUCCACAUCAUGAAGCAUGCAAUGGAAAGGAUGAAAGUAGUGGGAGAAGAUAUGGAGGUUCUUGAUAUCCAUAAUGGAAAUGAUGAAGAUGGCACCUGGAUAAAAAUCUACAAGGGUUACUUGUUGCAUGGACAACAGCCAACUAGUGCCCAUGAAGCAAGGACGCUAAGAAUGAAAGCCUCACGCUUCACAGUCGUCGACAGCGUCCUGUUCAAGAAGUCAGCGUCGGGAGUUUUGAAGAGGUGUCUGAACAAGACAGAAGCAAAUUUAGUAUUACAAGAUGUCCAUAAAGGUGAAUGUGGGAACCAUACGGCAGCAAGGAACUUGUCCCUGAAAGUACUACGCACGGGUUACUAUUGGCCGACACUGCGUCAGGACGCCUUCAAGUUUGUCAAAAAAUGCAACGCCUGUCAACGACAUGCACCUGUCCUGCACCAGCCGUCAGAACCCCUACAUGCAUUGAUACCGUCUUGGCCUUUCAUGAAAUGGGGGAUGGAUAUCGUUGGCAAGAUGCCACCAGCACCUGGACAGAAAGUCUUCAUGUUGGCGAUGACAGAUUACUUCUCAAAGUGGAGCGAAGCAGAGGCGUUUCGACAGGUGACAUCAAAGGAGGUGAUCUCAUUCAUUAAGAGAAACAUAUUGUGCAAGUUUGGAGUACCAUCUGAAAUCAUCUGUGACAACGGGUCUGAGUUUAUAAGCGACAAGACGGAAGCAUUUUGCAAGAAAUACAACAUUGCUCUGAUCAAGUCUACACCACUUUACUCGCAAGCAAACAGACGGGCUGAGUCAAGCAACAAGAUCAUCAUCAAUAACCUUAAGAGGAGGUUGACGACAUGUAAAGGACGAUGGGUUGAGUAG